ACACACCACUCCAUCUACAAAUUCAAAAACUCUUCUCCUCUCUGUAUUCAAGUUCCAACACAAAAAAACAAAUACCCUGUUUAACCAAAUGGCUUCUCCCCUGUUAUUUCUCCUCCUCAUCACACUCUUCAUUUCACAUUCUUCAUCUCAAAUGCUACUAUUACCUCUAACACACUCACUCUCCAUGAUAGAAUUCAACACAACCCACCACCUCCUUAAAUCCACCUCAACUCACUCAUUAUCACGCUUCCACCGCCAUAAACACCACCACCACAACCAACUCUCUCUCCCACUCUCACCAGGCUCCGAUUACACUCUCUCCUUCAACCUCGGACCCCACUCCCAACCCAUAACUCUCUACAUGGACACAGGAAGUGACCUUGUUUGGUUCCCAUGCACACCGUUCAACUGCAUCCUCUGUGAAUUAAAACCCAAGCUUACCUCGGAUCCCUCUCCCCCUACCAACAUCUCCCACAGCACCCCCAUUUCAUGCAACUCCCAUGCAUGCUCUGUAGCACACAGUUCCACCCCCUCUUCCGAUCUAUGCACAAUGGCUCAUUGCCCUUUAGACUCCAUUGAAACCAAAGACUGCGGUUCAUUUCACUGUCCACCAUUCUACUACGCUUACGGCGAUGGAAGCUUAAUAGCUUCUCUCUAUCGCGAUACACUUUCUCUUUCUACUCUUCAACUUACAAACUUCACAUUCGGUUGUGCUCAUACAACUUUCUCCGAACCCACCGGAGUCGCUGGCUUCGGUCGUGGAUUACUUUCUCUCCCAGCUCAGUUAGCUACUCACUCUCCUCAACUUGGAAACCGUUUUUCUUAUUGUUUGGUUUCUCAUUCUUUUCGUUCUGAACGAAUUCGAAAACCAAGUCCACUCAUAUUAGGUCGUUACAAUGAUGAAAAACAGAGCAAUGGUGAUGAAGUUGUUGAGUUUGUUUAUACUUCAAUGCUUGAAAAUCCAAAACAUUCUUAUUUUUACACUGUUGGCUUGAAAGGAAUCUCUGUCGGAAAAAAGACCGUUCCAGCACCAAAGAUUUUACGGAGGGUGAAUAAGAAAGGUGACGGCGGUGUAGUAGUGGAUUCCGGCACGACAUUUACGAUGUUACCGGAGAAAUUUUAUAACUCGGUGGUGGAAGGGUUUGACCGUCGUGCUAGGAAAUCUAACCGGAGGGCGCCUGAGAUUGAACAGAAAACUGGGCUUUCACCAUGUUAUUAUUUGAACACGGCGGCGAUAGUGCCGGCGGUGACGCUGCGUUUUGUUGGGAUGAAUUCGAGUGUGGUGUUGCCUAGGAAGAAUUAUUUUUACGAAUUUAUGGACGGUGGAGAUGGAGUGAGGAGGAAAGAGAGAGUGGGGUGUUUGAUGUUUAUGAACGGUGGAGAUGAAGCUGAAAUGAGCGGUGGGCCCGGAGGAGUACUUGGGAAUUAUCAACAGCAAGGGUUUGAAGUUGAAUAUGAUCUUGAAAAGAAGCGCGUGGGUUUUGCUAGGAGAAAGUGCGCGUCGCUUUGGGAUAGACUCAAUCGCGACAAAAACUAGCGUAUAUACCUGCACCUGCACGGGUGCAUUUGGAUAAUUGGAUUCUUUCCCGUUUCAGACACGGGUCGGGUCUUAUUUUUCUUCUGUGAGAAAUAAAAUUGCUUAUGCAUGGUUCAUACACUCGUGUGCUCUUGAGUGGUGAAUGACUGUAACUAUGUAUUUAUAUGCAUGUAUAUUUUUUUGUUAAUUAAUUAUAAUAAUCUUACGUAUGCAUGAAUGUACAUAUUUUUAUUGUUUGAAUGAGGAUGUUGUCACUGUUAAGAUGAUGACAUGAGAAAAUCUAGCCCCAA
Medicago truncatula (barrel medic) is the source of this 1827-nucleotide messenger RNA. RefSeq names its product probable aspartyl protease At4g16563. The transcript has a single exon. Gene Ontology annotation, cellular component: extracellular region. The record is from RefSeq and is a predicted model, not a curated record. Bases 89 to 1537 code for a protein of 482 amino acids. Gene Ontology annotation, biological process: proteolysis. NCBI's taxonomy places the organism in Eukaryota, Viridiplantae, Streptophyta, Magnoliopsida, Fabales, Fabaceae. Gene Ontology annotation, molecular function: aspartic-type endopeptidase activity.